Molecule: messenger RNA, 984 nt
Organism: Gloeophyllum trabeum ATCC 11539
Lineage: Eukaryota; Fungi; Basidiomycota; Agaricomycetes; Gloeophyllales; Gloeophyllaceae
Exons: 1
Coding region: 1-984 (327 amino acids)
Molecular function (GO): protein binding
Source: RefSeq, a predicted model, not a curated record
AUGGAAGACAUUGAUCAUUAUAAGCUGCUAUAUCGGCUUUUCUGCUCUCUUGAACAGUUCAAUUUGGCCAGGCAGAUCCUGGAUUCUCUCAAGGAUACUGUGGACUGUAUCCCGGAAGGUCACAGAGAUAGGGCAGAUAGGCUCUAUGAACUGGGAAUGCUCUACUUGGACUAUGCUACCAGGAGUAGAGGCCCACCUGACUUGGAUCAAGCCAUCAAGCACAUGAAGGAUGCUGUGGAGCUAACUGCUUCUGAUCAUCCAGAUUGGGGUCAAAGAGUCAAGGAAUUGAAAAUAUCAUGCUUUGUGCAAACUGGCAUGGCAGUUUUAGUGGGGGAUAUCAGAAAAGCCAGUGCCUAUGGUCAGAUGGCUGUUGAUUUGACCCCUGGGAACAAUACAGGAAGCAUUGGGUGGCUCAAAUUCAUUGGAGCUAUAUAUGAAGAAUGUUUUGAACAGUUCAAGGAGAAGGAGGAUUUGGAGAAGGCUAUUCGCUACAGACAGGAGGUUGUCAAUAUAACCCCUGUGAAUCAUCCAGAUAGGCCUGAUAUGCUCAAUAGUCUGGGCCAGGUGCUGCUCAUGUCUUUUGAAUACUUUGACAAGCAGCAAGACCUGGAAAGGGCUAUUAUCUGCCAUCAGGAGGCAGUGGAUAUGGUGCCAGAUGAUCACCCAACCAAAGCAUUAAGGGUAAAUGCUCUUGCCAGCUCCCUUGUGAGCCGCUAUACAGGCUUUGGUAGCAUGGCAGAUUUGGAUCUUGCUAUCCAGUACUACCUCAACAUUGUAACUAUCACUCGAGAUCAGUCAGACAAGGCAAACUACCUCCAUAAGCUAGCCAAUGCAUUGUGUGUCCGUUUCAAGAAUAUUGGGGAGCUCAGAGAUCUCGAGGAGGCUAUCAGAUGUCUCCAAGAGGCUCUACUGUUUGCAGUGGAUAAUGACCAGUGCAGAGCUGAGAUGCUUAGCAGUCUGGGAGGGGCAUUUCAGGCCCGUUGA